CUCCAUGCCACUACUGAGGCUUCGGCUGCUCUUCGCCAGCCUCGUCGCCACAUGCAUCUGCUGGACCAUUUCGCAGAUGCUCGUGCUGGAGCGGCAUCUCUCUGCCACCGACAGCUCCGCAGCUCAAGCUCACCAUGAUCCGGCGGCGGCCGGCGUCGCAGCGGCACCCGCAGCCGAGGAGCUGAGGCGUACGCUCAAGGCGCUCUCCUCGCUGCAGCCGCACGUGCCGACGCAGGGAGCCGCUGCAGCUGCCGCGCAUGCCUCUGCGGUGUCGGCUUCGGUGACGGCGGUGCUCGAGUGGAGGGACGCGGCGCAGCUCGAGCGGCAGCUGGCGGCCCUCUCCGCCCAGCGGCCAGCGGCGCCGGCGACCACCCUGGUGGAUGCCUACCGCGCCGCCGACGGCGGGGCAGCGGCACGCGCAGUCGCGCGCUCGUUCGGCGGCGGCAGUAGCGUCUCCGUCUUUGGUGCAGUGACCGGCGGCGGCGGCGGCGGCGGGGAGCGUCCGGGCGGUGCGAUGGGAGGUCGGCUCGGCCGGCUCGCGCUCGCGCUGCAGGAGCCGUCUGCCUUCGUGCUGCUGCUCGACUCGCACGUGACGCCCGGCCCGGCGGCGGUGGAGGCGCUGCUGGCAGCCUCGCUCGGCAGCGGCGGUGUCGUCGGCCUGGCGGGGUGGUGCUUGUACGACACGGCACUUGCGGGGGAGCAGGCGACGCCUCUCUCGGACGGCGGACAGGCGACCCUCCUCCUGCCAGACACCUUCGAGGCGAUGCGGCCUGUGACGGUGCACGGGGCGGAGGCCGCAGGCGAGGCUUCGUUGAUCACCUCCUUGGCCGAGGUGGACGUGCUGCGCGGCAGCUGGCUCUUGCGCGUGGAGUGGAUCCCGCUGCUGCUGCGCGGCGUCGCCGGCGAGGCGGCCGGCGGAGGAAAGGGCGAGGAGGAGGGCGGGGAGGAGGGCGAGGAGGGGGGCGGGGAGGCGGGCGAGGAGGCGCGCGUGUCGGCGCUGCUGCGGGAGCACGGCGACCUCCCGUCGCUCGUGCUCCCCGCCGGCACUGCCGACGGCUGGAGGGACGUGUCGGCCACUAUGCCGCCGACGGCUGCGCGGGAGAGGGCGUGGAGGCGCGAGCUGUGGCUGGAGGAGCGGCGGGGAGCGGCGCGCCCUCCGUGGCGGAGGGCCGCACCAGACGCUGCGGGCGGAGGCCGGCCGGAGGUUGGAAUCUCGCGGCCGGAGGUUGGAAUCUCGCGGCCGGAGGUUCGCCCGUCGCUGUUGCUGCUCCUUCCGGCCGACUCCGGCCCGGAGGGCUUGGCGGAGCUGGCGCGGCUGUACGCCCCGCUCUACC
This is a messenger RNA of Emiliania huxleyi CCMP1516, 1334 nucleotides long. RefSeq lists its product as hypothetical. The annotation marks the transcript as partial. The record is from RefSeq and is a predicted model, not a curated record. The transcript has 9 exons. NCBI's taxonomy places the organism in Eukaryota, Haptophyta, Isochrysidales, Noelaerhabdaceae.